Molecule: messenger RNA, 888 nt
Organism: Alternaria ventricosa
Lineage: Eukaryota; Fungi; Ascomycota; Dothideomycetes; Pleosporales; Pleosporaceae
Exons: 2
Coding region: 1-888 (295 amino acids)
Source: RefSeq, a predicted model, not a curated record
AUGAACCUGCAAUCCGAUGCCUCGUUGGAGGACGCCAGGGAUGACGUCGCUAGAGUCACACCCGAGCACAACGAGAUGGAAGACGCAGAUGCUGAGACAGAGCAAGAUUUCGGUCUUAACCUGACUACCCAGGACCUGGUAAAAGUCCAGUCAGAUUACAACAGAAAGUUAAGGGUCGUCAACCAGAGGCUCAAAGAAAAGAGGAAGAAAGACGAGAACGAGGCGAAGACGAAGAUUCAGCACCCAGAAGGAACAGCGCCACAGGACCUGACCCGAGGAAAAGCAGCGAGUGAGGACAGAACUGGACUGGAAGAGAACGCGACAUCCCGCAGCUGCACCUCGACCAGCCCGGGCGUUUCGACAGUAGCCAAGUCCCCGACUGGAACCGUGAAGAUAGCGAGUGCCCCGUCCCGUCGAGAUCCGGUGCUGCCCCAUGUAGCAACUUUUUUUAUCGAAACUGCCGAGGAAUUCAACGACCUCGAGAUCUGGGGAUGGGGAGGUAUGCGGCCGAAAAUCUACCCAUUUGGAGAGCCCUUUUCGAAAGUACGCUAUAUUGGUUUCAAGGAUAAUACCAACGGCGGCACCACAAAGGGUACAAGAGAUCUCCUACUGUACAUGGAGGACGCAGACUCGCUCGACAUGCUGCGGAUGCAAAGGUACUCCACUCAAUUUUGCAACCUCAUCGAAAUAUCGCCGGGAAGUCGACAAUCGUUCAAAUUCUACUGGGUGAGGCUCUAUCACACGAUGAAGAGCCCGAGGACAGACGAGCUUAAAAGCAAACUUAAAUCAUGGUGCGAACUCACUGGAUUGGAAUACAAAGAUGUGGAGGUAAAGGACGGGAUGGUCCUAGUAUCGUUCGACAAACUCGCGGAUGCGCUAAAAUCCUAA